AUGUAUGACCCAAACCACAAUACAUACCAUAAUACGUACCUACAAUAUAUACCUAUAAGAGACUCGUACAAUUUAUACUUAUUCAUCAUAUACCUUAAAAUGGGAAUGAUAUAUUCAAAAAUUUUGAAGGCGAAUGAAGAAAAUUUGUUACUAUCGAAAAAACCAAUGCUAAAUUUUAAAAGAAAUGAUACAAUUAAAAUAAAAAAUAAAUUGAGACUAGCGAAGAAUAAAAUAAAUAAUUUUUUAAAAAAAGGAAUUAAAACAACAUCAUGGGUUGUGUGGAUAGCUGGAGUUUCAGUUGUUGUUUUAAUUACUCCAAUUGCUUUUCAGUAUGAGAAGGAAUGUCAGCUUUUUGAAAUGCAGGCACAGUUUUUUCAAGCACAACAAGCAGCCAAUGUACCUCAGUUAAACUGA
Molecule: messenger RNA, 414 nt
Organism: Plasmodium malariae
Lineage: Eukaryota; Apicomplexa; Aconoidasida; Haemosporida; Plasmodiidae
Gene: TOM22
Product: mitochondrial import receptor subunit TOM22, putative
Exons: 1
Coding region: 1-414 (137 amino acids)
Source: RefSeq, a predicted model, not a curated record